AUUAGAACAACCAAAUUCACGUUGGGGUCCUGAGAACAUGAGCGGUUUUGUAGUCAGUCGCUGAUUCAGACAGAGAGCUGAGCCCGACGAACAGUGCAGUAUAACCGGCGGAAAGAUUAUUUAAGUAACAGAUGAAAUGGCGUCCAUGUUGAUGAACCCUUUAAGGAGCUGUCCUCCAGUAAACGCAGCAUGGGCUGUACAGUACGCGACCCGCUCCCUAAGUACCUCAGUCCACCUCCAUGCCCAGGUCCAGACCAAGUCUAAGAAGACGUUGGCCAAACCAGGAGUGAAGAACAUAGUUCUAGUGGACGGAGUCAGAACGCCCUUCCUUACCUCUGGAACCACAUAUGCUGACCUAAUGCCCCAUGAUCUGGCCAGAGCUGCACUACAGGGUCUGCUUCAUAGAACCAGCCUUCCUAAAGAUGCCGUCGAUUACGUAAUCUAUGGAACUGUCAUUCAGGAGGUCAAGACGAGCAACGUAGCCAGAGAGGCGUCCCUGGGAGCAGGCUUUUCUGACAAGAUCCCGUGUCACACAGUCACCAUGGCCUGUAUCUCCUCCAACGUGGCGAUGACUACAGGAGCAGGAAUGAUUGCAGCCGGCCAGUGUGAUGCCAUCGUAGCGGGAGGGGUUGAGUUCAUGUCAGACGUUCCUAUUCGCCACAGCCGGAAGAUGAGGAAGACCAUGCUGGCUCUGAACCGAGCGAAGACCCUCGGACAACGCCUCAGUCUCAUAGGAUCCAUCAGAAUGGCACACCUCACACCUGAGCUGCCCGCGGUGGCUGAGUUCUCCACGGCAGAGACGAUGGGUCACAGUGCCGACCGUUUGGCGGCGGCGUUCGGUGUGAGUCGCCUGGAGCAGGAUGAGUUCGCUCUGCGGUCACACACCCUGGCCAAGCAGGCCCAGGACUCGGGGCUCCUCAGUGACGUCAUCAGCUUCAAGGUGCCAGGUCGUGACAUGGUCUCCAAGGACAACGGGAUUCGUCCGUCCUCCAUGGAGCAGUUGGCCAAAUUGAAACCUGCCUUCAUCAAACCUCACGGCACCGUGACUGCUGCCAAUUCCUCUUUCCUGACGGAUGGUGCGUCAGCAGUCCUCAUCAUGUCAGAAGAGAAAGCUCUGGCCAUGGGAUACAAGCCAAAAGCUUACCUCAGAGACUUUGUGUAUGUGUCUCAGGACCCCAAAGAUCAGCUGUUGCUGGGGCCCACCUACGGUACUCCUAAGGUCCUGGAACGCGCAGGGUUAACAAUGAACGAUAUCGACGUCUUCGAGUUCCAUGAAGCCUUUGCGGGUCAGAUUAUGGCUAACCUGAAGGCUAUGGAUUCAGACUGGUUUGCUCAGACCUACAUGGGGAGGAAGACUAAGGUGGGGACACCUCCCAUGGAGAAGUUCAACCUCUGGGGGGGCAGUCUGUCCCUGGGUCAUCCGUUUGGAGCCACCGGCUGUCGCCUCGUAACAACGGUAGCACACCGUCUGCAGAAGGAGGGGGGGCAGUACGGACUGGUGGCUGCCUGCGCCGCUGGGGGGCAGGGCCAUGCCAUGGUGAUCGAGGCAUACCCUCAGUAGAGCUAAGGAUUCUGGGAGGACUGCGAUGAUGAUGCAGUCUGUGUUCCACACAGAGGAGUCACGUGUGCGCACACAUUCACACACACACACUAGAACUGAUGACAUACUAACACCACUUUGCCUUGUUGGGUUAGGUUGUGGGUUGUAGGCCUGGGUGUGUGCGUGAGUGUGUUCUAUUUGAGGAAGACUGGGUGUGUAAAUUAUAGGAGAGUUUGUCUUGGAGUCAAAGAUUGCCUUGAUGUUAGGGUGCAAUGUUGCAGUAACAUAUUCACGCAGCCAGUAAUGUAACACAAUUAAGUGUCUCAAUUGGCUAAUCUAGCCUCCCUUUUCCUCAUUUCUGGAUAUAUGACCAGAAACAUCGUAUGGGUGAAAAUGAUGCCUCAAGCUGUUAUCAGUGGAAAUAUUCAAAGCCAGUUUAGAUUGUUGAGAUGUGCCCUGAUAUGAUCAUUCAGGUGAAUAUGAUGCUGAUAUGUUUAUACUGUCUGUUUUCUUACAAAUGUAUUAAAUUUUCAGUUUAAAAGCUGAUGACUGUGA
This is a messenger RNA of Esox lucius (northern pike), 2095 nucleotides long. It is a transcript of the gene hadhb, whose product is annotated as hydroxyacyl-CoA dehydrogenase trifunctional multienzyme complex subunit beta. NCBI's taxonomy places the organism in Eukaryota, Metazoa, Chordata, Actinopteri, Esociformes, Esocidae. Bases 137 to 1561 code for a protein of 474 amino acids. The transcript has 16 exons. The record is from RefSeq and is a predicted model, not a curated record. Gene Ontology annotation, molecular function: acyltransferase activity, transferring groups other than amino-acyl groups. Gene Ontology annotation, biological process: fatty acid beta-oxidation.